CUCUGCGAUUGUUUUUGUAAUCGAUUACAAAUAUUUCCUGUGCAGGAAAGAAAAAUGUAAACCGAUUGCCAUUGUGUUUGCCUUUUUUAUUUUAAUUUUUUUAAGUAGUGUAAUGACGACAUGAAUAUGCACGGUAUCAUCAUCAUAGUGACAGGAAGAGCUCAUAUUAGCCGGCUAACUAGCAUCUCUGCACUUCACUACACGCGCAGGUAGCCAAUGGCACAUCAGAAUGGCCACACUGAUCCCAGCCCUUUGGUGGACGUGAUGGCAGGCGAGCGGUUCCCUGCAGCUCCUCCACCCAUCUACGUGUGCACUCUCACCCCGGAUCUGGAGGCCAAGGCACGAGAGGAGCUUCAGGAGAAGCCCGAGUGGCGUCUUCGGGACGUCCAAGCGCUGCGAGACAUGAUCCUGAAGGAGCAUUCUAGUCUGAGGACACGGCUGGACGACGCCUUUCUCUUGCGCUUCCUCCGAGCCAGGAAGUUCGACUAUGACCGUGCGCUGCAGCUGCUCCUGAACUACCACAGCAGCAGGAGGGCCUGGCCUGAAGUCUUCCAGGACCUGAAGCCCUCGACGGUGAAGCACGUGCUUGAGCUAGGCUUCCUUACUGUCCUGCCCAGACCUGAUCCUCAAGGCCGCUACGUUCUCUGCUUACGGCCAGGGAAAUGGACACCGAAUGACUAUCCGUUUGUGGACAAUAUUCGAGCCAUUUAUCUGACGCUAGAAAAGCUGAUUCAACCUGAGGAGACCCAAGUGAAUGGAAUAGUCAUCCUGGUGGAUUACACCGGAGUCGGCUUGUCUCAGGCCUCCAAUCCCGGCCCUCUACUGGCAAAGAAAGUCGUUAGCAUUCUUCAGGAUGGAUUUCCUAUCAGAAUAAAGGCAGUCAAUAUCAUAAAUGAGCCUCGAAUCUUUAAGGGAAUAUUUGCAUUAAUAAAGCCUUUCCUGAAGGAGAAGAUGGCUGAAAGGUUUGUCCUGCACGGCUCAGACCUGUCGUCCCUGCAUCGUGUCAUCCCGCGCUCUGUGCUGCCGCAGGAAUACGGAGGCGUGGACGGCAGACUGGACAUGACAGCUUGGACUCGCACACUGCUGGAGGCCGAGGAGGAGUUCGUCGUGGAGUUUUGCCAGCCGGAGCCUCUUGAGGGGGCGUUAAUGCACGACUCGAUGUUGUUUGAAGGCGAGCAUCCUGAGGACUCGUACAGAAGCCUGCGCUCGCAGCUCUACUACUGCUACUGAUGUCUCGUCAGGCGGCCGGCACCUUCUGUUUCUCUAAAGAUGUGUUAUUUUUCACAACUAGGCUCAGAGAUGGAGUUUUAUUUUUCUGAAAUCAUUAAGCUAAAAAUGGUGUUUCGAGGUUCACAGAUUACAAAUGAAAGGUCGGUGAGGUGCAGCAUUAUUGUUUAUAGAGCAUUAAUAAAGGACAGUUUAUAGGAAACAUUUUUUGAGACUACUAGGGUCAGGAGUUUUUAUUUGAUUUUAUUAUAGCAUCAAUAUGGCUCGAGGUGAUGGUUCUGGACUUGCCGGAUCAAGUUAAGGUGUUUUUGAAUAUUUUAAAAGAAUGCCAUACAAACAAAAUCUAAAUGCCGAUAGACGUCCUUUGCUAUUGUUUUGCGCUUACUUGUGCAAAUGUUACACACAACCAUGCAAACGGCUUGUUUUAACACUAAUGCUUGAUGUUACAAUGCAACAAAGUAUUGCCUUAAUCUAAGAAAAACAAAACAAAACAAAAAAACGGAUGUAAGGACCAUGUGAUUUAAAUCCAAAGCAAUACUGAUUGUGUUACCUCAUUUUUUUUCUAUGCUUUAUUUUUAGCAUUAUUUGUCAUGUUUUUGCCUUUAUUUUGUAUUAUGUCAGUGGGUACUGUAACCGCACAGAAAGUUUUCUCCUAUCUUGAUUUAAAGCUGCAGUUCAGGUUUACAUUGCAUUUCUGUUCACUGUGUUGUUGCUUUUGCCAUUCUGUCAUUACACUUUUUUUAUGGUUAUCAUAUGAUUUUUUAAUUUUUUAAAAAAAAUGUUAUUGUGAGGAAUUUUGAUUUUUUUAUUUUUUUUAAAUCUCACAUUUCUCUACAGUAUGGGUGUUGUAGCUUGCACAGCAUUGUAAGGUUGUUAAUAUUCCAGUAGGUGAAAUAAAUCAUUACCUAGAGGUUAA
Messenger RNA from Ictalurus punctatus (channel catfish), 2143 nucleotides. It is a transcript of the gene ttpal, whose product is annotated as tocopherol (alpha) transfer protein-like. Gene Ontology annotation, molecular function: phosphatidylinositol bisphosphate binding. The coding region runs from base 217 to 1230 and encodes 337 amino acids. NCBI's taxonomy places the organism in Eukaryota, Metazoa, Chordata, Actinopteri, Siluriformes, Ictaluridae. Gene Ontology annotation, cellular component: membrane. The record is from RefSeq and is a predicted model, not a curated record. The transcript has 5 exons.